AGAGAUUGGAAUCUGUGCUGUCAACAUGUCGCUGCAGUUACGCUCAGGAAUCUGACUGUUUUGGAAUCAAUGUCCUUCACACAAUGGCUUUCUUCAACUUGCUCUCAUCGAGUCUCAUCACACCACUGCUGGUUUACUCCCUAAUUGUGAUUUUCCUGCUGCAUGUCCUUGCUGGAUUGAGAAGCAGCUCACAACUGAACUACCCUCCGGGACCAACACCGCUGCCAAUAAUUGGCAACCUUCACCAGUUGGACCUGAAAAGACUUUACAAGUCUCUGGUUAAGCUGUCUGAGAAGUAUGGCACAGUAUAUUCAGUGAGACUUGGCCCGGAGAAAGUGGUGGUGCUGGCAGGCUAUGACACGGUGAAGAAUGCUCUGAUUAACUAUGCUGAUGAAUUCCUAGGCAGACCUGAUGUGCCAAUCAUGAACGUUCUUAAAGAAGGAUCUGGUGUGGUUUGGUCCAACGGUGAGCCAUGGAAACAGAUGCGAAGGUUCAUGCUGUCAACUCUACGGGAUUUUGGAAUGGGCAAAAGGUCCAUUGAAGAGAAAAUAAUCGAGGAGGCUGGGUUCCUGGUGGAAAGGAUUAAAUCAUACAAAGGUCAGCCAUUUGACACAGAUGUUAUAACAAACUUUGCGACGGCCAAUAUCAUCUGUUCCAUCGUUUUCGGAGACCGGUUUGAUUAUGACAACGAGACGUUCCUUAGGAUAGGAAACUUGGUUCAUGAAAGCUUCCGACUACUUGGUAGCCCCAUGGUCCAGUUGUUCAAUGCGUAUCCAUUUCUGAGGUUUCUGCCUGGGAGCCACAAAGAGAUCUGCACACAUUUCACAAAGCUGAAGAUGUGCUUGAAGAACAUCAUUGAAGUUAAGCACAAGGACAUGAAUGAAAACGACAUCAGGAGCUUCAUUGAUACCUAUUUCGUGAAGCAGAAAGAGGAGUCAGGAAACCCAGCCACGUACUUCCACGAGAAGAAUCUCCUGAUCACGACAAGUGAUCUCUUCAUCGCUGGGAUGGGCACCGCUGCCACAACCAUUCGCUGGGCCAUGUACAUCAUGAUGAAAUACCCAGACAUCCAGAAGAAAGUUCAGGAAGAGAUCGACAGAGUGAUCGGGUCAGACCGGUCGCCCAGAAUGGAGGACCGCAAGCACAUGCCCUACACAGACGCAGUCAUUCACGAGGUCCAGAGGUUUGCCAACAUUGCCCCACUCGGCAUCCCACGAUCGACGACCGUUGACGUCAACUUCCAAGGUUACUUUAUCCCCAAGGGAACGUACAUCAUUCCGUUACUGGCCUCGGUGCUCUAUGAUAAAACGCAAUGGGAAAAGCCUGACGAGUUCAACCCAGGUCACUUCCUGGAUGCGUCCGGCAAGUUUGUGAAGAGAGAUGCCUUCAUUCCUUUCUCCACAGGGCGCAGGAUCUGUCCCGGAGAGACGCUGGCCAAAGUGGAGCUCUUCCUGUUCUUUGUUACCCUGCUCCAGAAGUUCGACCUGGUCGUUCCACCCGGAGGAACCGAACUUGACCUCACGCCCGUGGUGGGCGGAAUACUGAAUCCAAAGCCACACCAGCUGUGUGCCAUACCUCACCAACAACGCUGCUGACCAGGCCUGUCAUUCUCAGAACUGACCAGUACAAAGACUAAUGGGUUUUACUGUGUUCAGUAUUACUUGUCCAUGAGGUAUGAGUGCCUGGGUGUUGACCUGCAGAAUUGUCUCUCUUUCAUUGCCUGUGAUUUCUUUCACAUUUAUCCGGGCUAGUUUAAUUACCAAAGAGGGGAAUAAAAUGGAGUGUUGAUGAAAAGA
Molecule: messenger RNA, 1796 nt
Organism: Pristis pectinata (smalltooth sawfish)
Lineage: Eukaryota; Metazoa; Chordata; Chondrichthyes; Rhinopristiformes; Pristidae
Product: cytochrome P450 2K6-like
Exons: 10
Coding region: 84-1595 (503 amino acids)
Biological process (GO): xenobiotic metabolic process
Cellular component (GO): intracellular membrane-bounded organelle; cytoplasm
Molecular function (GO): iron ion binding; oxidoreductase activity, acting on paired donors, with incorporation or reduction of molecular oxygen, reduced flavin or flavoprotein as one donor, and incorporation of one atom of oxygen; heme binding
Source: RefSeq, a predicted model, not a curated record